GCACAUAUUUUUGACAUUCAAUUUCACGUGCAGCGUAUAACGUAAACAAUGCGUUUUUCUUACAUUUCAUUCAAUAAAUAAUUAAAAAUUAUUGUUUACCACACGAAUUUUAUACAAAAAUGUCACGUAUAAUAGUCAAGCAGUUGCCAAAGAACAUCACCGAAGAGAAGUUGCGAAAUCUCUUUGGGACGAAAGGCACCAUCACUGACAUGCAGCUCAAAUAUACACCUGAUGGAAAGUUCCGCCAGUUCUGUUUUAUUGGAUAUCGUAGUGAGGAAGAAGCGCAGGAAGCUAUUAAAUUCUUUGAUAACACAUGUAUUCAGACCAGCCGUAUCAAGGUUGAAGUAUGCGCCGCCCUUGGAAGUGAUGAUAAACCACAGGCUCGCAGCAAAGCGGCCAGAAAAGCUGUGGUCGAAGCUACACAAAAAGAGAUGAAUAAGGACGAGAAAAAUAAUAAUAAAAAGAAAGUAACAAAUGUUGAUGAAAUUUUAGGUAAACAUAAAGAUGAUCCCGAUUUUCAAGAGUUCAUGAAAGCACAUGAUAAAAAGCGUACAUUAUGGGCAAAUGAUGCUGGCGAAACGUUACUGCCAAAUGAGGACAUAGACAACACAGAUGAAAAUCAAAAAGAUACGGAACAAAUAGCAGAUGAAAACGCCGAUGACGAAAAUGAUAAGUGCAGCGAAGAUGACGAUGAAGAGAAAUUAGCAGAAAAACCCAUCAGUGAUUUAGAUUACAUGAAAAAUCUCAUAUCCAAAUCUACAACAGCGGAAAAUAAGAAGGGUAAAACAAAAGCAACGCUUGACUUGUUUACAAUUAAAAUUCAUAAUGUUCCCUACAAAACGAAACGACAAGAGAUUUUAAAAUUUUUUAAACCACUGAAACCGUAUUCUGUACGUUUACCAACAAAUGUACAUGGUUUCUGUUAUGUCGGUUUCAAAACAGAAAAAGAUAUGACAAAAGCUAUGCUUAAGAAUAAGAGCUUCAUCAAAGGAAAGCAAGUAUUCUUCUCAGACUUCACUGAGAAAAAUAAAAUCACCAAAUCGAAAGGAGAGCGAGGCGAAAAAACAACAGAUCUUCAUAAGUUAGAACCAACUAAUCCUAAAUGGGCACAACAAGAACAGAGUAUACAAAAUGAAGAAGGAAUUGCUGAAUCUGGACGUAUAUUCUUUCGUAACUUGGCUUACACAGUUACGGAAGAUAAUCUUCAACAUUUGUUUGAAAAAUUUGGACCCAUCGCUGAAAUAAAUGUACCUGUAGAUACCGUAACGCGACAAAUCAAAGGUUUUGGCACAGUGACAUUUGUAUUGCCAGAACAUGCUGUCCAAGCAUUCAACAAGCUGGAUGGCACCGACUUCCAUGGCCGUUUACUUCAUUUAAUACCAGGAAAAAAUAGAGAUGAAGAUCAGAUAGACGAAGAAGAUGAUUCGGGCUUAUCAUUUAAGCAAAAGAAAGCUUUAAAAUUGAAAAAAUCUGCGCAACAGUCUGUAAAUUGGAACACAUUAUUUUUAGGGGCCAAUGCAGUGGCAGAAAUUUUGGCGAAGCGUUUUGAUACAACUAAGGAAAAGGUGCUAGACACAAGUGAAGGUGGUUCAAGUGCUGCAGUUCGUAUUGCCCUAGGAGAGACGCAAAUUGUUAUUGAAAUGAAAAACUUUCUUGAAGAGAAUGGUGUGCGCCUGAGUGCAUUCGAUUCCCCUACGGUAAAACGUUCUAAAACGAUUAUAUUGGCGAAAAAUUUACCCGCUGAUACCACGGUAGCUGAAUUAACGCCAAUUUUCGCUAAAUUCGGCCCAAUAGGACGACUUAUAUUGCCGCCGAGUGGUGUCACUGCGCUCAUCGAGUUCUGCGAACCAUCUGAGGCAAAGCAGGCUUUUAAAAAAUUAGCAUACAGUAAAUUUAAGAAUGCGCCACUAUAUUUGGAGUGGGCGCCCGAGCAAACAUUUACCACCACACUCAGUGGAGAACCUAUAAUACCAAAACAAGAAGAGCAAAGCCUUUCUCACGAAACAAAUACAUACAAAUCGGGUAAAAAUGAUAUUAAAACAGAGGAAAAUGGGUAUACGAACCAGCAAAAUGAAUCAACAAAACAAGCAGAAACAAAUAGUGAAGAUGAUUUGGCAAAUGAAGCUCCAGAAGCAAAUACAACACUCUUCCUUCGUAAUUUAAAUUUCAAGACCAUCCCGGAGGCAAUACAAAACCAUUUUAAACAUUUAGGCGCGAUACACACCAUAGAAAUAGCAAAGCGUAAAGAUCCAAAAAAUCCAAGAAAUCAAGUCUCCAUGGGUUAUGGUUUCAUACAAUUUAAGUUAUCUGAAACUACCGAGAGAGCUCUAAAGGAAAUGCAAUUCACACAAAUCGAUGGCAAUCAAGUGGAAUUAAAGCGUAGCGAUCGAACACUGAAAACUUCGACACAGGCUCCUCGCAAACAGGUUGCGAAGACACAGCAAACCGGUACAAAGAUGUUGGUACGAAAUAUUCCUUUCCAAGCUAAAGAAAAGGAAGUUCGUGAAAUUUUCAAAGCAUUUGGCGAUCUUCGAUCGGUGCGUUUGCCAAGAAAAAUGACGCCUGGCGCCGACACGCAUCGUGGCUUUGGUUUUGUAGAUUUUAUUACAAAGAGCGAUGCGAAAAAAGCAUUCGAAGCUCUCAGUCAGAGUACACAUUUGUAUGGCAGGCGUUUGGUACUGGAGUGGGCAUCAACCACUGACGACGAUGUGGAAGAAAUACGCAAGCGCGCCGCGGCUGACUAUUUAGCUGGUGCAAAUGAUGUCAAACGAAGUAGGAAAGCUGUAUUUAAUGCUGCUGAGCAGUUAACAGAGGCGGAUGAAGAAGACGAGUAGUAAAUAGAACAGAAUCCAAUUCGUAAUGAAAUUACUUUAACAAGUAUGUUUAAUAAUAAUAAUAAUAUAUUUUUGUAUAACUGCACUACAAAAUACGUAUGUUCGUAUGUUGAUAAACUAUAAUAUAUGUAGUAAAUAAGCAUUAUAUAAUUUUACAUAAAGGUAAAAAAUAAAUUAAAUUGUUUUAGCCUACGUCAUUUUUCUUUAUUUCUUCGCAACCUUUAAAGGUUCGAUAAGUAAACAUUAUAAGGUAAUUAUGAAUGACCACAGACUAAGUCAUUGUAGUACA
Messenger RNA from Ceratitis capitata (Mediterranean fruit fly), 3123 nucleotides. Its product is annotated as probable RNA-binding protein 19. Gene Ontology annotation, molecular function: mRNA binding. Gene Ontology annotation, cellular component: nucleus; cytoplasm; ribonucleoprotein complex. Lineage: Eukaryota; Metazoa; Arthropoda; Insecta; Diptera; Tephritidae. The coding region runs from base 120 to 2834 and encodes 904 amino acids. The transcript has 5 exons. The record is from RefSeq and is a predicted model, not a curated record.